Messenger RNA from Oryzias melastigma (Indian medaka), 1168 nucleotides. Its product is annotated as tissue factor. Gene Ontology annotation, molecular function: protein binding. The transcript is spliced from 7 exons. Gene Ontology annotation, cellular component: membrane. NCBI's taxonomy places the organism in Eukaryota, Metazoa, Chordata, Actinopteri, Beloniformes, Adrianichthyidae. The record is from RefSeq and is a predicted model, not a curated record. Gene Ontology annotation, biological process: blood coagulation. Bases 63 to 935 code for a protein of 290 amino acids.
CCGGAACAGAACGAAGGAGAGACGUCUGAGGUUGGAGAUCUGCGGCUACAGAGCUUCAUGAGAUGAGAUCCAUCAUGGCAUCUGUGGAAACUCUGCUCUGGGUUGGAGUCUGGAUGUCUGCUUUCAGCAUCACCACUGCAGAUGACUCUGCUCCCAAACCAGAGAAUGUGAGGUGGAUGUCUCUGGACUUUACCACAAUUCUCACAUGGACAGCCCAACCAUCAAGCCACAGCUUCACUGUCCAAUACGCUAUAGAUAACAGUGACUGGACUGAGAGUCAAGACUGCAUCAGAAUACCAGAAACAAAAUGUGAUCUGACUGAACAUCUCAAAUAUUAUGACAGGUCCUUUAGUGCUGAUAUUCAGACAGAACAUCCAGAUGUGUUGGACUACGACGUGGAGAAUUUACCUCACACCUAUUCCCCGCCGUUUAACCCCUACAGAGACAGUAACAUCAGUGCUGCUGAGUUCUCCGUGAAGCAGCUGAAUGAAACCACGGUCCUCGUGAACAUCACCGAUCCGCUGACGGCCAUCCACAAAAAAAACAAGCAGCUCACCAUCAGAGACAUCUUCCAAAAUGAUCUCCAGUACAAGAUCAGCUAUUACAAGUCUCAAAGCACCAGAAAGAGAGACAUCGAAUCGCUCACCAGCACGGCGGAGAUUUCAGGCCUGGAUCCAGGCCAGAGUUACUGCUUCAUGGUGGCAGCCUACAUCCCGUCCAGAGCCAAACCCAAUCAGAACGGAGCCUCCAGCUUGGAGCAGUGCACAGAGGGAGGCGGGGGCAUCCUGCAAGAACUGAGCGCCGGAGCCUGGGUCGGAGUGAUCUUCCUCGUCGUCAUCCUCAUCAUCAUCCUUGUCACAGUGAUCACUCUGUGCUGCAGAAAGACCAACAGAAACAAAUCUCUACAGUCGACUCAGUUAUCUGCACCUGUUUAGGGUGUGCUGGUUAUGGCUCGUAUUCUAGCACCAGAGACGGCCCUUUCACUGUUUCCCUGCUCCCCUUGUGCUUCAGGAAAAACAGAUCAGUGAUGCUUUGAGAUUCAGGCCUCAAUUAGAGGCUUAGCAUCACCUCCCUCACUGUCUGCUUAAGUUAUCUUUUUGUCCUUGUAGACUUUUUUUUAACUGUUUGUACAAUAAUGUGCUGAAAUAAAUCUGGAAAUAUCCACUGA